ACCCUGAAAUCGAAUAAGCAAGCUAUUGGAAGUGAUGAAGGAAGAGAAAAGAUCGAAUCGAAAGCGUAAAAGGCCAAGGCAUCGCAAACCACGACCUGAAAAAUCUUCUGAUAAUCCCAACAAUGAUCAUCUUCAUCAAGUGUCUCAAAAGAUCGAUGAACACGAAGACUCUGCUUCUCCUCCUAGCCGUACAAUUUCCAAGUCCUCUUCUUUCCUUGACAAGAUGAGAGCGAGGUUAUCGGGAGGCCAUUUUCGGAUGAUUAACGAGAAGCUCUACACUUGCACUGGAAACGAUGCCCUUAACUAUUUUAAAGAAGAUCCCAUGCUGUUUAAUGUGUAUCAUACAGGAUAUCAAGAGCAAAUGUCACAUUGGCCCGAGCAACCAGUUAAUGUUAUCAUUAAAUGGAUAAAGGAUCACAACCCUUCAUUUCUUGUUGCUGAUUUUGGAUGUGGGGAUGCACUCCUUGCAAGAAAUGUCAAGAAUAAAGUCUUCUCUUUUGACCUUGUCUCAAAUGAUCCAUCAGUAAUUGCGUGUGAUAUGUCAAAUACACCCCUUGACUCUUCAUCUAUAGAUGUUGCCGUCUUUUGCCUUUCACUGAUGGGCACUAAUUUCUCAAGUUACCUUCAAGAAGCACACAGAGUUGUUAAGCCAUCUGGCUGGCUCUUGAUAGCAGAAGUAAAGAGCAGGUUUGAUCCAAAUACUGGAGGAGCAGAUCCAGAUAAGUUCUCAAAAGCCAUCUGUGAGCUGGGUUUUGCUUCUGUAUCAAAGGUUUAUUCUUGUUCUCUCGUUGUUCAUAACAAUCUAAUUUUCCCAUUAUCCUCUCUAAUUUAUAAGCAUUAUGCGCAGGAUUUUUCCAACAAAAUGUUUAUAUUAUUAUACUUCAAGAAAAAGGAGAAGCAAAAUUCCAAGAGGGAAAUUGAAUGGCCUGAGUUGAAGCCUUGUUUGUACAAGCGUCGGUGAGCUCUGAACAAAAAUGCUGGUGUCUCAAGAUCAAUGAGCCCAAAUUGAUAUUGCUGUGGCUAUUGCAGCGUGUAAAAGUUUUUUCAUGACCCUGAUGUGGCAAUACCGAUUCUUUACAUGUCUACAUGGUUAAUGAAGCUGCUGGAUGUUUGUGACAUUGUAUUCAUGAUGAGGGCUGGUCCUCUAAUGUGCAUGAAUUGCCUGCUGUUUUCAUUUGUGCCCCCAUGGAUUCGGAGCAUCCAUUCAUGCAUUUGACAGGGUACUAUAUUUUGGGGAUACGGGAUUCAUAGCUUGAGGACCUAAUUCUUUGCCUUCUUUUGGCAAGAACUGUUUUAACUUGACUUUUUGGUUUUUGAUUUUUUUAUAAUUUUGUGAGAGAAAAAGUGAAAUGAUUAUAAUUUA
Messenger RNA from Camellia sinensis, 1363 nucleotides. RefSeq names its product S-adenosyl-L-methionine-dependent methyltransferases superfamily protein. The record is from RefSeq and is a predicted model, not a curated record. NCBI's taxonomy places the organism in Eukaryota, Viridiplantae, Streptophyta, Magnoliopsida, Ericales, Theaceae. Gene Ontology annotation, cellular component: nucleolus. Gene Ontology annotation, molecular function: methyltransferase activity.